AAAAUGAAGAACCACAAAUCCAAGCAACUGGUUUACAGCAAGUGAAAACUGUGACUGAGCAGGUGAAGGCAAGUGAGGGAGACAACACAGUCUCCGAGACCAACAGCUCUCCUGUCCCCAGGCCAAGAACAUUUGUCCAGAACCGUCAACCUGUAUCUUCUGUAGCUGAUGAGUCACCAUUCAGUUCUGGAAUCUUGAGAACAAUGUCCCAGCCAGACAAGCGUGCAGAGAUUUUUCUGACUAGUUUCAUUAUUUGGUCUGACACCAUUGAGAUGAUGCGUGUAUCUGGACACCGUGAUGUGUUUAGGUCAGGGUGGAUAUACCCCGUUUACAUAUUUAGCUAUAUCUCUUUGCUUCGAAUCAUAUUCACGCCACAAUUCAGUCUUCUCAGCUCCUUAGGUGUCUUUUUACAGGACUUCCCUUUUAUUUUUGUUCGAGUCAGUUUGAUUGCUGCUUUGGGGACAAUCACUCCUGUUUUAGGUCUUCUAAAAAACAUUCUAGUGACUCUCUCUUAUUUUUACUUCAACUACUUAACUAAAUUGAGAGUUUUCACCACCCAUGAAAUAUCUUCCUUUUAG
Molecule: messenger RNA, 578 nt
Organism: Gracilinanus agilis (Agile Gracile Mouse Opossum)
Lineage: Eukaryota; Metazoa; Chordata; Mammalia; Didelphimorphia; Didelphidae
Product: transmembrane protein 236-like
Exons: 1
Source: RefSeq, a predicted model, not a curated record